Messenger RNA from Aphis gossypii (cotton aphid), 2776 nucleotides. RefSeq lists its product as uncharacterized. The transcript has 3 exons. The record is from RefSeq and is a predicted model, not a curated record. Lineage: Eukaryota; Metazoa; Arthropoda; Insecta; Hemiptera; Aphididae. The coding region runs from base 548 to 1066 and encodes 172 amino acids.
ACAUUUUGUAUUAAAACGUUAUGCGUCCAAAAACAAUCGCGUCAAACUGUUGAGUUCUCUCCGCUGACCUUCAAACCGGCGCGUGUUUUAAGUAUCUAUACUGUCGUUGAAGCUAUUAUGAUAAUAUUAUUAAAUUACACGUAUAAACCGAGUAAAUCCCGAAAAACGUCAAACGAUCGUGUGCAUAUUUUUGAUUGCGCAUGUUGUGAUAAUUUGACGCGAAUUCGAUCCGAUCAAUAAUAAUAAUAAUACACGGCAAUAUAUCGUGCUGGACUUGUAUCCAGGAUACAUGUUAUAUUAUAUAAAUACGGUCGUCGUACGAAGUUCAGCUCGCACAAGUACCACGCACGUGUAACCUGUACGUAUCGAUACGAUAUAAUAUACUAUAAGAAAAAGUGUUUGGAAUCAAAUUGAUAUUAUUUUGUUUGUAUAUAUUUAAUAUAUUUUUGAUGAAACAUAUCGUUGUACAUUAUAAUAUAUAGUCGUCGACGAGUUUUUGUCGACGUCGCUGACGAGCUGAGAACAUUUUUUUAAAUAUCUGCAGAAGAUGAAUUCGCAUUACGCGACAUUGAUCUUCGUAUUGGUUUGCUGCUGGGACGGAGUCGGUCGUGUCGUUCGAGCAAGCAUCAUCGACGGAAGCUACUAUGGUCCUUAUCACCAUCGAAUCGGCGGAGGUUACUUAUACGGCACCACUGGCACUUACCACCGAGGACCUCAACAGCAUCGCAAUAUUGGCCUGAUCGGUAGCACAACGACCGCCGCCGUAGCGAUGCCCCGAUACAAUAAUUAUAACAGCGGUCUCCGCCCUUACAAAAACGUCAUAAUCCCAAUGUCUCCGUAUUACUGGUCACCACCGAAAUUUGGAUUGCUAAACCGUGGUAACGACCAUUACCGCGGUCGUGGAAGUGUCUCUGUCAUCGGAAGGCCACAACAGCAGCUAUUCGGUGGAUUGAUCCCGAAGAAUACACGAAAGGUCGUCAUCGGCGGGCCCGGCGGACAUGUGUCUCAGUCGUUUAUCAGACCUAAUACUCAUUACGGCACGGCGGCAUUUACUGUUAAGCAUUGACGAACGAUGGCUUUUUGAAUCCGCUUGAAUUCGAAUUUCAUACAAAUUUCUAAUUCAAUACCAUCGGCUGUCUCUUAUCAGGAUUAUUUGGGGUGGUUUAUAUAUACAUAUAAUUUCAUUUGACAUCGAUUUUUUAUCUGUCUUCUUAUAUUUUUUGAACAUUGUUAAAUAAAUGCACACACACACACACAUAUAUAGCACAAAUCAUAUUAUUAAUAUAAAUAUCAAUGACUAUGCAAUUUAAUGUAUAUAAAUACAUUAAAAAAUAUACAGUAGGUAUUCAAAAUUCAAAUCUUCUCUAGUAUCUUCAAUAAUCUUCAUAAACGGGACUGAUAAGGUCAUUAAUUUACCUCAUUUGAAUUAAUAAAAUAAUUAAUAGUUCAACGACGAGUGACGUAUGUAUAAAUAAUCUGUUAUUUUUCUCGGUUAAAAUUGGAUAUUAAUUAACAGAUUCUUUCUUAUACUUGUUUCAGCUACAAUCGAAUAUAUCAUCAUUACAAGUAUAUGAAACGUUAUGAUGUUUUUUUUAUGAGAUAUAUUUUAGUCCAACGAUCUUUGAUCAGUUUGUUAAGUUUAUCAAUCUAAAAUAAUUAAUAAUAACUAUAAGAAAGCAGGUAUACUAUUAUGAUAUCGUGUACUGAUUUUAUGGCUAUAUUGUGUUAUACUUAAGCAUACUUAUUACUAAAAUAAACGAACAGCUAUUGAGGUCAAUAUAUGGAAUAUCAAUACGUGGUAGUCGAGUUUUAAUAAAAUAUUUGUGUUUAUACUAAACGAUUAUAUUAUCAAAACCUUGUAUUUAAAAAAUAUAUUAAUUGAAUUGUAUAGAUAUAGAUAUAAUACAAUAUCAAACGCACCAAAUGAAUACAAAGAAGAUUUUUAUAUAAAUAUAUCUAAAUUUAAUAAAACCUUUGGUGCAAAAUGUUUCUGUAGCAAUAUAUUAUUUACGUAGGAUUUUUAAAAUUCAUUUUCAUGAUUAUGCUAUAUCUAAUACAUUUUAAAAUGUAUUUAAAUCAUAAGUUUUAAUGAUAAUUAAAUUCUAUGAUUUUUAGUAUUGAAAUAGUAUUGUUUUGUGUGUUAUUGUAAAUUAUUCUCUAUAAUAAAACUGUCCACUUGCACAAUAGCCAUCAGCUUAUCGGACGCUAUAUAAGCCAAUGUUAAUUAAUUGGAAGUGACCGAUUUAUUGAUGUACUAAGAUUAUUGAUUAUGUAUAGUUGGGAAAAUGUAAUAUUAUUACUGUUUAUAUGUUUUAUCAGAACAGAACGUCAACUUUACUAAUGUAUUACAAUUAACUAACACAAUUUACUCAGUAAUAAUUAAAAACACUAACAUUUAAACAAUAAAAAUUUCCAUGGUAUCAUUGGUAUCAAACGUGCUGUUCAAUUAGCUUGAGCUAGAGAGUAGAGAGCCUAUAUAAUAAUAUUAUAUUAUUAUAUAGGAUCUCUAGCUUGAGCGUUAAAUUGAGAAACAAAAUGUGUAUUGUAUAAUAAUAAAAUUUAGUUUUAACUUUAAACUUUGUAAUACAAUUUAUGAAAAAGUAAAACCAAUGAAAAUUAAUAUUUUACAAGACCAAAUUUAGUACUAGUGGAAUGUACAUAAGUUUCAAAGUUGGAAACUUAUAUCGUUUGAAUUUGCAAAUAAAAAGGUACACUCAUUGCAGUUUUAUAAUAGUAUCUUGAUUUAUAAUCGCAUCAUUUGGACAUGUUCAAUUGA